AUGGAAAUAACUCCAACAGUUUAUUCUGUUGCAUUUAUUGAAAUAAUCCCAAUAACAAUUUUAAUUCCUUCUUCUCUUUUAAAUUUAUUUUUAUUGUGGAAAAGUUGUGUUUUAAAUAAUAAUUCUAAAAUUAUUCUUAUUUCACAAAGUAUUGCUAUUUUUAUUUAUUCAUCAAGCCGGUUAUUUAUGCUUAUUCUAAUCAUCUCCAAACAAAAUAAUUUAUUUAAUUCAAUAUACUAUUCCCUUACGACUAUUACAGUUGUUUGUAUAACUUUUGGUAAUAUGAUUGGACAUGUCUUAAUAAUGGAGAGAACUAUAGCUACUUUAUUUACUACAAAAUAUAGUCAAACAAAAGUUCCAAUUUUUGGAAUUUGUUGCAUUUUAAUUUUGGUAUGGAAUUUUUCCUUAAUAUUAAUAUGA
Molecule: messenger RNA, 420 nt
Organism: Meloidogyne enterolobii
Lineage: Eukaryota; Metazoa; Nematoda; Chromadorea; Rhabditida; Meloidogynidae
Source: the annotation of a GenBank genome assembly